AUGGGGAGAAUAAUAGCAAGAUUUCUGACUGUUCUGCUACCCCUGACUCAAUUGACUGCGGCUCUGACCGUCCAGCCAGAAGCAGCAGCCAGGGUCUCAGUUGAGACUUUGACAUUUACCUAUAUCGACACAGUGACCAGCACAAUCACCAGUCUUUCAGCUCUAACAACCACCACUACCACCUGUGCUAACCAGUCAUAUGCGGACCCAUUCCGUACCUUGAACGGUGCUUGGUCUCUCGCCGGCAACUGGUUCCAACAAUGGUGUUCGGGCGUAUCUCUAGAGGGAGGGACGACUGUCACCUCGGCAAACUACGCAUCAUUAUAUGAAUGCGAGCUGAUAUGCUGGCAAUUAAGUACUGAGUGUAACGGCAUCAAUCACAAUACGGCGAUCCGUGCUUGCUACCUCCUAACUGGCUCGCUCACUGCUACUUCUGCUGCCUCUUACAGGGCGGCGAUGCGCUUCACCACCAAUCCUUGCACGGUUACCGAGACUUCUAUAUCGACGGGCCUUUUGACGCAAACAUCUACUAUCGUGUCUGUUGUGACAUACACGCCAACUGUCACUAUACCGGAUAUAUUAUCUACUCAGACUGGCUCUGUGUCAGUUAUGCCAACUUCCACAUCUCCAGUCGCAGUAUCCGGUUCUAUACCCGCAAUUUCCAGCACUCGGGUCACCUCCCUGGGAACCACUACUCCCUCGUCGGCGUCCACCUCAAAACCACGAUACUUUAACAUUUACUCCGAGUUCAAGACUUGCGGUGUCUACUACCUCGCGUCCUGCAACCACAUCAAGCUUGGCUUUAUAUUUACAUUCAAGCCUUGGGUAUCCCUGCAAUCAUCAAGCCAAUACAUAGCAUCCACCACAUCUAUCCACGCAUCGUCGAGUCCGGAGUCAACCAAACUUCCUCAGACAUCUACAUCGGUACCAUAUAUGCCUUCAUUCACGAACCAAAGCACCAAUCUACCGAGCCGUCUAACCCCUCCGCAGCCCGCUAUUCAUACCUACAACAGAAGCCUUCCGGAGUCUGCUUCCUCACCCGGAGGACACUCUACCCCUUCCACAAUCCUUACCACCCAAGUCCACACUGUCACUUCCUGUCCAGAUCAAGUGACCGACUGUCCUACUACGGAUAAAGCUACAUUCCUCACUACCGAGACCAUCACCGUGGGCACUACAAUCUGUCCCGUAACUCCUGUCAUGGCCUCUCCAACGAUCUUGCAGCCCGCAGACGAUGUGUAUACUGAGGUUUCGACGGUGUAUUUUACGAACAUCGUGACAAUCAGUGUUUAUUAA
Messenger RNA from Aspergillus neoniger CBS 115656, 1296 nucleotides. RefSeq lists its product as uncharacterized. The transcript has 3 exons. NCBI's taxonomy places the organism in Eukaryota, Fungi, Ascomycota, Eurotiomycetes, Eurotiales, Aspergillaceae. The record is from RefSeq and is a predicted model, not a curated record. Bases 1 to 1296 code for a protein of 431 amino acids.